AUGGCACCAAUAUUGCUCAUCUUCAUCUUUGUCACUAUCUCUUUUUCAUUGCUCCUCAAUAGAAGAGAAAGAAUAAGAAGAAUAAGACUUCCACCAAGCCCUCCAACAAUACCUCUACUUGGCAACCUACUAUGGCUCACAAAACCUUUCUCCCAACUUGAACCCACUCUUCACCAUCUUCGUGCUAAGUAUGGCCCUAUUUUCACUCUAUAUGUUGGUGCUCGCCCGGUCAUCUUCAUUAUGGACGGGGACCAUAUUCACCGAUCACUGGUUGAGAACGGUGAGGUUUUCGCUGACCGGCCUCGGCCUGUGUUAGGCAGUGAUCUCAACACCAACCUUCACUCCAUCAACAACACACCUUAUGGCUCUCUAUGGCGUCUCCUCCGUCGUAACCUCGCCUCAGAAGUUAUCCACCCAUGCAAAGCCACCACCAAGUCAAGCACUCACGUCCACCGCAUGGCUCUUAAUAUACUGCUCAACCGUCUCAAGAAUGAAUCCAAGGCCAAUGGUGGCGUUGUCAUCCCAAUUCACAGCAUCAAGAACUCCUUGUCUUUCUUAAUGAUCUCGUUGUGCUUCGGAAUAGUGAAGUUAGAUGAGCAGAUGGUGAAACAGAUUCAGAACGUGCAGUGGCAACUGUUAUUUCUUGUGGACAAACACUUUGCUUUGAAUUUAAUGCCCAAGGUGGCGCUGCUUUUAUUUCUGGGAAGUCUGAGGACAUUGAAACAGCUCCGGAGAGCUCAAAAGGAACUUCUCAUUCCUUUAAUCAGAGCUCGCAAACAACUAGCAAUUCACAAAAGAGACCAGCGUCAUGUGAUAUCUUAUGUGGAUUCACUUCUGGAACUUAGAGUCCCAAAUGGAGUUGGGAAUGUGAGAGAGCUAAGUGAAGAGGAUAUUGUGAGCUUCUGCUCUGAAUUCCUGGAUGCUAGCAUCUGGUCUACCUGCGCAGGCUUGGAGUGGAUAAUGGCGAGCUUGGUGAAGCACCAAGAUGUACAAAAGAAUUUAAAGCAGGAGAUCAAUGGAGUGGUAGGAGAUGAGAAAAGAGAAAUUCAUAUGGAUGAACUACAACGGAUGCCAUACUUGAAGGCGGUGAUCUUUGAGGCUUUGCGGCGUCACCCGCCAGCUCAUUUCUUGAUUCCCCACAGAGUGAAACAGGACGUGCUCGUGGAUGAGUACUUGAUACCUAAGGACGCCGUGAUGAACUGUUUGGUGACAGGCAUGGGGCUGGAUGGGAGGGUGUGGGAGGAACCAUUGGAGUUCAAGCCAGAGAGGUUUAUGGCUGGAGGGGAAGGAGAAGGAGUGGACGUCCAGUGUGGGAAGAGUGAGAUCAAGAUGAUGCCGUUUGGAACCGGGCGGAGAAUGUGCCCUGGCUUGGACAUGGCCAUGAUCCAGCUCCAGUACUUCGUGGCUAAUUUGGUCAAUGAGAUGGAGUUCAAGGAAGUGGAGGGGAUGGAGGUGGAUCUUUCUGAGAAGGCAGAGCUGUUUGUUCCCAUGAAGAACCCAUUCCAUGCACAGAUUAGCUUUGCAUGA
Molecule: messenger RNA, 1527 nt
Organism: Dioscorea cayenensis subsp. rotundata (Guinea yam)
Lineage: Eukaryota; Viridiplantae; Streptophyta; Magnoliopsida; Dioscoreales; Dioscoreaceae
Product: cytochrome P450 89A2-like
Exons: 1
Coding region: 1-1527 (508 amino acids)
Cellular component (GO): membrane
Molecular function (GO): oxidoreductase activity, acting on paired donors, with incorporation or reduction of molecular oxygen, NAD(P)H as one donor, and incorporation of one atom of oxygen; heme binding; iron ion binding
Source: RefSeq, a predicted model, not a curated record